Molecule: messenger RNA, 1839 nt
Organism: Anopheles aquasalis
Lineage: Eukaryota; Metazoa; Arthropoda; Insecta; Diptera; Culicidae
Gene: Sbp2
Product: SECIS-binding protein 2
Cellular component (GO): ribonucleoprotein complex; mitochondrion
Molecular function (GO): ribonucleoprotein complex binding; selenocysteine insertion sequence binding; mRNA 3'-UTR binding
Source: RefSeq, a predicted model, not a curated record
GUUUGCCUCCCCCAAAAAGGGUGGAAGGAUAAUGAUUGUGAAAGACUGAAGUGCGCCCGUUUUGCAACGAUGAUAAGCAGCAAUAGCAGCAUUACCAAUAGCAGCAGUUAGGAGACAGAAAUGGUGCCAACGACAACGAUGAUGGCCAACGCCAACGGUGCUGGCUACGGCGGAUCCGCCGGAAACGUGGUGCCCCAGGCGGGCCAAACUUCGUCCUUUGGUGGACCGCCGCUGUCGGAGGGGGAGAAACUUUCCGCCCGCAAGGCGCGUAAGGAGGCGGAGCGGCAGAAGAAGCAGGCCAAAAAGUACGAGGAGCAGCUGAAGAAGAUUCGCGGUCCGAAAAGCCAAAAGUUGCAGAUCAUCGACGAGAGCUUCCUGGAAAAGUACCAGAACGUGCAAUCGCUACCGCCGGGGCCCACCCUGAAGACAAAGAAGCGCUCCAAGAAAGCUCCCACCGAUGUGGUGCAGAUCAAUCUAUCGGAAUGCAUCCGCGAACAGCUGGCCGGUGGUGACCGGACCGAGCACAUACCGAUCGUACCAAUCGUCCCGAUCGUGCCGCAGCGACCGAUGCUGGUCCUGCACAAGGGUAAGCAGCGCGAAGUGCCAAAGGAGAAGAAACCUACACGACUGAAGAAGGACAUACUGAGAAGCCGUUCGGAAAAGUCCGCUGCCGUUGGCGUUGAAGCAGAAACCGAGCAAUCGGCUGAGGGAGGAUCAGCACCAUCGACCUCUGGCGGUCCCGUUGGCGGUGAGCCCACUUUGGAGGUGGUCAAGCCUAAGCAAGUGCAUGAACAGCCGCCCCUGGUGGAUUCACCGUUCUUGAAGGCCAUCGAACGGUGCUGCAUCAACGAUGGUCCACCACCGAGCAACCGCGAGUCGAGCGAGUACCAGAACGGGUUUCCAUCGCUUCGCACGUCCAUGUCACUUAAAUCAUCGGCCCAUCGGCAUUCGAGGAAUUUUCGACCGUACUGCGAUCAUCUCAUUACGGAUGAUCUGCGUGAUCUAGCCGAAGAGGUGGUGGUGAAACUGUUUCAGUUUCAAUCGAAAGCAUACGCCAAGAAUCCCAUUAAGGCCGUCAGCAACAAGCGGUUCGUGGUCGGUUUCAACGAGGUACAGAAGCAUCUUGAGCUGCGCAAGGUACGUUUGGUAUUAAUAGCACCCGAUCUUGAACCGAACGAAACGAUCGAUCAGCUGGUGGGCAACGUGAAACUGCUGUGCCGCCAGAACCAGGUACCGUACCUGUUUGCGCUAAAGCGCAGAAAGAUUGGGUUUCAUUUGCUAAAGAAAGCCCCGAUUAGCUGUGUCGGGAUGCUGAGCUAUGCCGGGUGCGACGAUACGGUCAAGCGGAUGCUGGAAAUCGUCGAGCAGGAACGCACAAAUUAUCGCAUUCAGAUGAGCGUCGGAGCAACUUGAAAUGUUGGGAGCAAUAAGGUGCCGCUCGAUCGUACGGUUAACCUCGGAGGGUUCCAUCAGCUGGGAACCUUAGAAGUGAGAUGCAUACUCUAGUCAUUCCAUUGCGUGGACGUGCGUGUAGUGGAGGUUUUUCCGCCAAACCAACCCCCUUAACGACCUCAGUCCCAAUCCCUCUUCCGAACGAAAACUCCUAGUCAGUUGCAGCCUACUUCUUCUACUAGUACCAGUACUACUAGCGCAAGCAUGUCUAUCAUCCUUAUAAAUGUGAGUGUUAUCAUCCAUCAAGGCCACGGUGGUGCACCACCGUUGGCGAUGUGCGCGAUUCUCAAUUGUUGUACGGCAAUGUGUGCAAACCCUUAUUUUAUGAAAUAACAUAAUAAACGUACCAGUACCGAAAUCCAUUAAAAUGGAUGCAUUUAAACGUAA